Messenger RNA from Racocetra fulgida, 1572 nucleotides. The record is from the annotation of a GenBank genome assembly. NCBI's taxonomy places the organism in Eukaryota, Fungi, Glomeromycota, Glomeromycetes, Diversisporales, Gigasporaceae.
AUUAGGCAGAAUAAUGGUUCUGAUUGUGGAGUGGCCGUAAUCGCCAUAAUUAGGAGGAUUAGGGAGAAAUAUAGUAAGAGUAUGGAGAAGAUAGAGUUGGAGAAAUUUGAUUUUGACAAAGGAUUCGACAAAGAUAGUUGCAAAAAAUGGCUAGACAUAGGGUUAAAAACUAGAGAUUACGAUUGUGCUUAUUGGUUAAAGAUUAUAAAAAAACAAAAAGAAUUAAUUGAGAAAUUUUUGUCUAGUGAAAAAUUAAGAGAACAAUUUAAACAGUAUGGACUUUGUUUUGAAUGUCACCAACCUAAUACUGGAACCAAAAGAAGAUACGAAAGCAGACACGCUUUUAAUCUUCAUUUAGUUCCUGAGAACGCGGUUAAUGAAAUGAAUGUUGCCUUGAAAAUCUUAAAUAAUUCCCAGGAUGUAACUACCGACUUUUUGCGGGAGGUUACUUCUCAUAAACUAUUUGAUAAUAUGAGCCUUAGCAAAUUCAACAGUCUUUAUAUUACCAAAUGUCACGGAAUUUCUCAAGAUCCAGCGACAGAAAAUUACAUAAUAGUGAUAGAUUACAUGAGGGAUAGUAAUCUAAGGGAAUUUCUUAGAGAAAAUUAUAGAGAAUUAAAGUUUGUAGAUAAAUUAAACCAAUUUUUCUAUAUUGUAAGUGGUUUGGAAUAUAUUCAUGAGCAAAACUUGGUCCACCGAGACUUCCACCCGGGCAACAUAUUAAGCAGCAGCAAUGGUAUUAACAGUCCUAGUUACGCCAAAUGCUAUAUUACUGAUUUGGGGUUAAGUAGACCGGCUAAUGAGAACAACAAAGGAAAAAUUUAUGGUGUUUUGCCUUACGUAGCUCCCGAAGCAUUACAAGGCCAGUCCUACAGCCAAGCCUCUGACAUUUAUUCUUCAGGAAUGAUUGCUUAUGAAAUAUUUUCUGGCUGUCCUCCGUACUCUGAUCUGAGUUAUAAUCAUUUGCUGGCACUACGAAUAUAUGCUGACCCCAGCAAGCGUCCAACUGCUAAAAAAAGAGAAAAUAUCGAACUUAGUAAAUUGCUUUCGAAACUUUAUCAGCAGCUUAAGGGUGAGCCUAGACAAAUAAAUGCUGAGGAAAAAUUGCGAGAAAUAAAACAUGAAUUAUUUUUAGAAUUUUGUAAAAAGCAUUAUAAACAUAAUAAAUAUGCUUCCUUAGAAUGGGAGGUUCAGAAGGCAUUUAGUGAACUAUUAUAUCCUUCGAUAAGUAAACAACUUCUUCACUCGCAGUCUGUCUACACUAGCCGCCUUUUAGACUUCCCUAGCCUACCCCAACCCCAAAAUAAUCCUUCUAAGGAGUGGCAAACCUCUACUUUACUAGAAUUGAGAAUCAAAGGAAUCGAAGAAGAAAUAACAGUUCUCAAAGUGCCCCUUAAAGAUGACAAAGAGGGAGAACUUGUUAAUAAUUUUGUUAAGGCUAGGAAAAAAAUGAUCAAAGAUAAAAAUAAUAAAAAAGCCAAAAAAGAAGCUGGUGAAUUGGAAGAACAGUUAGAGGCAAAAGGAUUGGCGACGGAGGAUAUUGAAAAACUCAUUAAACAUUGUGAAGAGUGA